Messenger RNA from Pichia kudriavzevii, 1923 nucleotides. RefSeq lists its product as uncharacterized. Bases 1 to 1923 code for a protein of 640 amino acids. The transcript has a single exon. The record is from RefSeq and is a predicted model, not a curated record. Lineage: Eukaryota; Fungi; Ascomycota; Pichiomycetes; Pichiales; Pichiaceae.
AUGGACCCCUAUUCAAAAAUCUUUAAACGUUCUACGGGGGAGCUGUUGCGAUCAGCAAGACGUGGUAUUUUGGAGGAGACGCUUGUCAAGAAAUUGGACACUUGUGUUUCCUCUCUCUGGACUGCAAAAUGUACAGAUGCAGCGGAUAUCCCCUAUGACGGCGCCUUGUGCUCGAGAGGGGCAAACACCAUGUUUGGCUGCAACGUCCCCCUUGAAAAUUGCGGAAUUGACAAUGACACUCCCAAAUAUCAAGAGGACAUUAGUGCCACUUUUGUAAAUGCAAAUGUAAUCGAAGAGGAGUUUUUCAGUAGUAGCUUGUCUGAAGUUGAAGCUUUGCUGGCUAGUCGCAGUAUUGCUUUGGAAAGUAAUGCCAAAAAAAGCCGUUCACCAGGCAGCAUUUCCCCCAAAGUACUUAACUUUGUGGCUUCAAAAACCACUAGCUGCCCCCUGAUUACCGAAAACACAUUCCCGCUGUUGUUAUCAAAUGAAAUCCACUUUGAAAAAACGGGAGUGUUGGAUAUUAUUUCUACACCGUUGGAGCAACCUCCACAAAACUUUCAAGGAAUAGACACGGCAUGUAAUUUCUCUCUUUGUGGCAAUUCCACAUACUGUAGGGACCCAAAGCAAGAUCCAUCCAUUGAAACAGUUUUUAAACCUGGGGAAGCUUGGUUUUCUUUGUAUGAUGGACCUGCCGAUUGCGAACCGGUGAACAUUACAUCAUUCUCCAAAUGCAGUAGCGAACCGUCCAACGAAGAAAUGAGUUUUCAAAUGAACGGGGAUGGUGGUUUUGAUAUUGAGGAUUCAUUUGACGAAGACAAUUACUUUCCUGGUGUCGAAAACAACCUCAAUUAUUUUUAUAAAGGCUCACCAAGAUUUGAGGAUCUAUCAGCAGAAGUGGACCUUUGGUUUCAAGUUUUCGCAGGAACGGAGAGUUUUGCAUCUUCAAAAGUAACUAGUAUGCAACAAAAAGAGAUAAAGGGUGACAAAUGUGAACAGGAAAACGUUACGACAUUAAUUUGUCCAACAAGAUUUGAAGAAAUACUGAAAGACCAAAAUAGAUCAUCAAAAAUAUCAAAGACAAAUUUAUCUUUGGAUGAUAAAGCUCGGUCUAGGUUGUCAAACCGUUGCAUCCUCUAUUCGCAAGAGAAGAAGAGCCACAAAAAACAGGUGCCUGUUUUCAAGUUAACAAAAGAAUCCAUUGAAAGAAUUACGCACUACUGGGAGCAGAUCAUCACAAGGUCUACUAUGAAAGCUAAAGACUUUUUUCAAAAUGACUGUGAUGUAGAAGCAGGCGCAAUUGCCAAUGAUCAAAGAUUGAAGGGUAACCUCAUCUCUUUCUUGUUGCCAAACUAUGCCACUGCCAAAGAUUUUGAAAAGUUUUCAAACAACGAGCAAGGCUGGAUUUAUAAAGACACUGGGAAACACAAAACCCAAACGUUCCCACUGAGAUGGUGCAAGCAAAAGUAUAACUUUUAUGACCCUGUAGUUUGCCGGGUGAAAAUCAUCGAGGGAAAAGAGUGUUUCAAAGAGGCCCUAUGUCCCUACUGUCCAUUGCAGAAGGGAAUGAACCUCGACAAUGUCUUCUAUAAAGUCAACAGCUCUCUUUACCUGCAUCACGUAUGUAAUAACCACGGGGUAUACACUACAGGCCAUGAGAUGCCACACCCCAUCAUUUGCAACGAUGGAGACGGUCUCUAUUUCACUUGUGCACAGUGCAGCCAUUCCGAACGAUUUGUGUUACAGGACGGUGAUCCCGUGAAUAAUAUCUUGCUAAACUACUACAAACAUAUGAUGAGCUCCCACAAGAGAACCAAGCAAAACCGGUCGGAAGCACAGAAAGUUAAAGAUGAGGAAUUCUUCAACGAGCAGGGAAAAAUUCACCUCUACGAAAACACUAUCUUCACCCAUCCUCCAACAUUAUAG